UCAAAAUCUUGCAAACCCGAUUUUUAUUUGGACCUUUCCCGCCAACUUUGAAGACAACAAACUUUUUUCUAACUUCUUUUUAAUUUUAUUUGAAUGCCACAUCUUACACAUUUUGGUGUUUUCUGAUAUGCUUGGCGAUUGUACAGCAUCUCAAGGACCGAUUCAGACACAUACAAGUGCAACGAUGUCGACAGAGGAAAUAAUAGAGGGAAUCCCUGCCAGGAAUCCAUUGUCAAGUCCACCUGCUAAAAGGUUGAAGCAAGCUCGUCUACCAUUCCAAGUACUGGAUGCAAAAUCUCCAUUAGUUGCUUCUUCACCAAGUCAAAAUAAACGCAAGCUAGUAGAUGUUCCAGGCAAGAAAAAACUGGAUGACACAAAACCAAAGUUAAAAAAGUCUAUAUCUGGCAACAGAGAAAUACCGAUUGAGAGUGGCGAUAAUGAGGUCAGCUCAAGCAGUGAGGCAGAACCCCUGAACCACAAUAAACUUGUGGAUGUUAAGCCUCAUAAAAAGCCAAGUCUUCUUGAGAAGUUUGUGAGGACUGUCCCAAAACAGGAAGAAGUGACUACAUCUGCUCCUGAUCUAGUUGAAGCGAUAGAAUCAAAUGAUGAAAUCAAAGAGGAGAAUAUUAUAUUGAAUAACGAAAAAUUAGAACCUUUAGACUCUGUAGCAGAUACAAUCGAAUCAGUCAUAUCUGCAAGUACUAUGGAUACAGUAGAUUCUACAAUUGAAUCCAUUGUUUCAAGUGGAAUUGAGGAACCGAAUUCUACUAAUAACCUAACUAAAUCAACAACUGAUAUACCCAAAGCAACAAUUGAUACACCCAAAUCAACAACUGAUACAUCCAAAUCAACAACUGAUACACCCAAAUCAACAACUGAUACACCCAAAUCAACAACUGAUACACCCAGAUCAACUCAUUCAACCCCUGUCCAGCACCGACCCAUAUCAUCCUUCUUCAGUUCUCCUAAGCCUACUAGCAAUACUGCAAUCAAAUCUAUGUUAGAGAAGACACCAGGUUCAACACAUGAUAAAACUCCUUUAUCUAACAGCCUUUUAGAGACCCCUAAAUCCAGCAAAACAUCCCCAAGGAAUACUGAAGAUGCUCCAAGCACAAGUGAGGUUGAUGCCCCUAGUACAAUUCAAAGUAACACACAGGAAAGCGACACCCCUAAUAAUGAGCUUGAUACAUCAUCUAAUUCUAAGACCCCUAACAGUGGUAAGAAGGCAAAGUUAGCUGUUGAUAGACAGAAGAAAAAGGAGGAACGGGAAAAAGAGAAACAAGAAAAGCUGAAGAAAAGAGAAGAGGAGAAAGCGGAGAAAGAAAAGCUUCGUCUGGAAGAAAAGGAGCGUAAAGAGAAAGAAAAAGCAGAUGCUAAGGCUAAGAGGGACCAGGAGAUACAAGAGAAGAAAGAAUUGAAGGAGAAGGAACGAUUAGAAAAACUUGCAGAAAAGGAGGAAGAGAAAAAAAAGAAACAAGCCAUAAUUGAUGCCAAAAAUGAGGAAAAGCGAAAGAAAGAAGAUGAGAAAAAGCAGCUUGAAGAAAAGAAGAAACGAGAUGAGGAGGAAAAGAAAAAGAAGGAUGAACAGACAAAGAAAGCUUUCUUUGGAGCCUUCUUUAAAGCUGCCCCUAAGAUAGUGACAGCCCCAAAGGUUGAGUCCCAGGGGCCAUUCAUGCCAUUUCAAGUCAAGAAACAUAUGAAGAUGGCAGCCAAACCACGUCCCAAGCUGGAAAACACAGAGGAGAUGGACAGCAUGAUGUCAUCACAAGACUCAAAGCAGCUUUACCUUGAUUUGUUGAAAUCAAAAGGACACACAGCACUGAAGGGCAUAAAGACUUGGCCAUGGCCUGAGGACCAAAAGGAUGAGGUGGUUGAAGUAGGGGCGAAGGGGGUCAAGCGCUACAUUCAUGUGAAAUUCCUGAAGUUCCGUGGAAAUGAGGAUAACCAUUUCAGGCCUGCCUACUAUGGUACAUGGAAGAAGACAUCUAAGCAUGUCACUGGGAGAAAUCCUCUAGGAUUAGACAAGAAUGUAUUUGACUAUGAGUAUGACAGUGAUGAUGACUGGGAAGAGGAAGAACCUGGUGAGAGUUUGUCAGACUCAGAGAAGGAAGAUGAUGAUGCCAAAGAAGAGAAGAUGGAACAGGAUGAUGAGGAAGAUGAUGGAUUCUUUGUUCCCCAUGGCUACCUCUCAGAUGAUGAGGGAGGAGAGAGUGCUGAUGAAGACUCCAGCCCUGGUAAGAUGAAAGCACGGCAGUUACUGAAAGCAAAGGCAUUUGACAAUGAUAUGAAGAAGAAAUGUGACAAGAUGAAAUCUUUGUGUAUGGGCUGCGUGUACUUGGAUCAGAAUAUACAACAGACCAUUCUAGACACUCUGCAGCAAUUUGAGGCAUGUAGUUUACUGGGCGACUUCAGUGCCCCUAUACCAACAGAGCUAAGUGGAGGCAUGAAGAACCUCACAUUGGAUGAUCCAGAAGCACGUAGCAGAACACCUACUGUUGAUGAUCUCAAUUCAUCUGCAAAUUCUGGAGUGAAGCACGGUAGCAAGAAACCUGUACCAGAUGAAGCCUUACCUGACUUGAUUCGAUUAGUACAUAUGAGUACACAGGGUUGUAACAAGCUCAAGACAGAAUUCAAAGAGUUCUGGAAAAGAAAAUGCAUGGGAACAUUGGAACAGAAGGUCCCUGUGGCCACAGAUUCCAAUGAACCUAUGGAAAUAGAUGGAACUAUCACUCCUGGGACUUGUCAAUCUCCAGUCCCCAAUGGUCCAUCUCCUAGACCUGAUAACUCCAAUUCGCCACAAAAUGAUCAAUCCACAACUUUAGACAUCGGAACCACUCAGGAAUAUCUGAUUUCAAACAGGCAGCUGGAGAAGACAAUUCGUUCUAUUGCAGUGUGGGAAAGACGAGAGGAUGUGAAACGUCUUUGCUGGAAUGUAAAGCAAGAUAUCCUCGAAAUGCAUAACCUCACUGAUUUAAUAUUCCCAAAUGAAUGGGUUUAUUGCACCAAGAAAAAUAAAGCAAAGGAGGAGACUGGUAGGAAUACACCUGGAGGAAAACCUACCAAAGUAACCACUCCCACCCCCAAGCCAACUACAUCCACCACCCCCAAAGCUAAAAAUUCUAUUACUCAAUUUACGGUCACCCUGCCCCCACCUAAGGAAACAGGCCCUGUGAAUCUUGUAAAACCUAAACCAAUUCCUGCUCCUCAACAGUUUGUCUCAAAUAUGGAAAGAUUUCAAGCAAUGAAAAAGAUAACAACCUCCCCUGGUAGUCUAGGAUGUACACCCCUUAGCCAAACAGCCACGGGGUCCUCACCUUUGAAUACAGGAGCUUUGGCUAGCAAUAUAAUAACCUCUUUAGCACAAAGACAAACAUUAUCAGUUAAACCAGUUCAACAUAAAACUAUGCAUGGCAACCCUAUCGUAAUGGCCGUGAAGCCAGUGAAUAAACCAAAUGCCAAUAACUUGCAUCCAGCUUUUAAAAAAUGUCUUAAUAAGGCACCUGACAAGACUCAAGAACCAGCCCAAAAGUUUUAUAUAUCGAAGCCCAAGGCGCCGGAAGUCUAUGUAAUACCUCAACAACCAAAACAGCAGUAUAGAAUCAUGGAACAGGAAAGGGAGGUGAUUUUUCUGGGAGAUUCACCCAUUAAGCAGGGCCCUAAUGCAGCCAAAUCUAGUUAGUAGAGUGCAGUGAUACAUUGCAGUAGACCAGAUUCACAUGUUGAAAUUUCAUUCAUGUUCAUACAUCAUAAAUCACAGUCUAUUGCACAGUCACAAGAAAUGGUGAUCUCUGCUUUUACAUGGAAAUUGAUUUAUUUUCUUAAGCCUGUGCUCUAGACUACAAAGUAAAAGUUAAAUACGUCAUCGAUCUGUUAAGUAUUGCUGUGUAAUGUUACAUCUUUUCAUGAGUUUUCAACAAAUAAAUGACAUAGCAAGUGAUUCAGAGUCAUAUCUUUGACCAUGAGUCUUCUCAUCAUAAAUAUGACAUUUCUCGGCAAAAUAUAUGUUUUCUCCAAUCCGCAAAACCAUGGAUUAGGACCCUAUCUCAACACAUUUUUCAAAAUGUUAUUUCUAAGAAGAUAAUCUUGUUCUUCUCCUUUUUAUUGCAUAAAUAGAUAAUACCUCUACAAAGUUAGAAUGGUGUUGAAAGUUUAAUUUGGUGACCAAAAUUAGGCUGAAAACAAUGGACAGCAUGUUUUUCCCUACAGGAAAGGAAUGUGUUGUUUUCCAAAUUCAUCCCAUUUCACCGUCAUUGCCUUUUCAGCAGUUAAUACUGACAAAGUGCAGAAGAAACUAAUGAUAUCAGGAUGUAGUGAAAUGAGAAAAGGAAAAUAAGUCUGACAUCUUGAAGUGUGUAGAGAUGGAGUCCGUAACAAUGGUUUAUUAGAGAUUUGAAUUCUUAAUAACUAUUCAAUGUGUCAGUAUUUCAUAAUUCCCUUUUACGUGUUUCCCAGGAAUGCUGUUUUUGUUUGUUUCUUAUCUACCAUUUGAUAAUAUCAGUCUGAACACAUGUUUCUUAGUUCAUAUCUUUUUCUUAUUCAUCUUAUAGGCCUAGAUUAGAAAUGUAAGUAAAUUAAAAACAGACCACCACCAUAGGAAAACUCUUUCAAUUUCAAUUUAUUGUUAAAUAAUACACAUGGUUUACAUAAUUAGACGUAGUAGAUAGCAUCAUUUUAAGACGAUUAUACCCACACAUACAAGAACAGAAUAUGGUGUACAAAAAAUAUCUUAAAUCUUGAUCUGAAGUAUUGUAAAAUCUUUGAAAGUUGAAUUAUUUUAACAGGUACCAAGGGUGCUCCAAUAAGACAUGUUAUACUGUGUUAAGGCUAUUCUAAGCUGAGGGUUGAGUCAGAUAAAUGUUGGGAGUAAGUCAAAUAUGCAAUAAUGUAAAUGUAUCAUGUAAAUAUUGUAAUAUGAUAGAAUGGAUGUAGAGCAGUUAAAAGGUAGAAAAGUACUAACAAUUUGAACUAAGGCAGUUGUUUGACAAAGAAUGAAUGUGGAUAUAUUUUGAAGGUUUAAAACAAAACAAUAACUCUUGGCCAUGAAUGCCUGAGUAUCAUCUCAAUUUGAAAGAUUUCUUGUAGAUUGUGUUGUAGACUUGGUACACUAAUAUUUAGCAGUAACGUUCUUGUACAUUGACCUCUUAAAUGAAUGCUAUUCUGUCAUAUGGUAUUUGAAGGAAUACUAUAGAUAAUUCUAAAAAAUGUUUCAUGUCUUUUACAAAAACCAAUAUGAAAUGAAAUUAAUCAUAUUAGAACAAGAUCAAUGACAUAAUCAUCUUAUUAUAAGACUGAUAUCAGAUUUCUGUAUAUCGUUUCAGUUACAUCAUUAAAACAGUUUAGAAUAGAAGUAGAGAUACUCAACCCUCUCACUGGUAAUAGGCAAAGGUAAAAGCCCCUUUACAGCAGGCUAAAAACUUGUAAUUUACAUUAAAAACAAAAGUAUUUGGGGUGAACAAGUAGAUUUUGGUUUUCAGAUGAAAUGGCUGAUAUUUUAUUUCAUUUGUUUUGUUUUUUAGCUUUGUAAUGUUUCAAAAUCAUUUUAUUUGAGUUGGUCUUAGCUAGCCAUUUGGUGUGGGGUUGUGUUGUCGAGUUGUGGAAAAAUGUAACGACUGUAAUAUUUAACAAAUGCAAGUUGUCUGCUGGGCUGGUGAGCAAUUGUCGGGCCUUAUAUAUAAGAAAAUAUUACAAAAAAACAAUUUGUCAUUUAUUUUUAAGAAAGUAUGUUCCAUACAGCCAUUGGGUGAAAAAGAUCUCUGUGUUCAAGUGAAUGUUAUAUAGAAUUUUAUUAUACUAUUUGUAUUAUUGUAAAAUAUAUAGUCUGUGCAACCUGAUUGCAUGGGAAUAAAUAUAUUGACUAUGAAA
Molecule: messenger RNA, 5862 nt
Organism: Owenia fusiformis
Lineage: Eukaryota; Metazoa; Annelida; Polychaeta; Sabellida; Oweniidae
Source: the annotation of a GenBank genome assembly